CACUUCCUCUCUCUAUCUCUCUCUCACUUCACUUUCUCUGUGUCCGUUGGAACCAAACAGUUUCUCUCUCUUUCUCUGUCUUCUUUCACUCUUUCCCUUCGCUCCUUUCUCUGUCACACACACAGAGACGGAGACAAAGCGCCCACACACAAUUCCUCACUCUACAGUCUAUACACUUCAUUUUUUUCACUCUCAGAGAGUCUCUGGCAAAGAAAGCCUCUACCUUGUUGUUUUUCUUAUUCUUGUUUGAGAUUAACAUGACCACAUUCUUAACUAUCUUUUACUUUCAUUCAUGAAUCCCACCACCCAACCCCCACCGUCGUUGCCGCCACCACCGUUUCCGCCGCCGCCGCAGCUUCUCCAACCCCACCGCCCCUCCACCUCCUGCGACCGCCACCCGCAGGAGAACUUCACCGGCUUCUGCCCUUCAUGCCUCUGCGAGCGCCUCGCCGUGCUCGAUCCCAACUCCAACUCCUCCUCCUCUGCUGCCCGCAAGCCGCCAACUUCCUCCACCGCCGCCGCCGCCCUUAAGGCCAUCUUCCGCCCCUCCGCCGCCGCCCGCAACCGCCCUCCCCCCUCCUCAUCAUCCUUCCUCCCGGAGCUCCGCCGCACAAAAUCCUUCUCCGCCUCCAAAAACGAAGCCCUCUCCGGUUUCUUCGAACCGCAGAGAAAAUCCUGCGACGUCCGCGCCCGCAGCACCCUCUUCUCCCUCUUCAACCAAGAAGCCGCCGCCUUCGUCGAGCUCGAAACCCGACACAACCUCCCCUCCUCCUCCAUCGUUCAGAAACCCGUCCUCGAGUUCGAAGAAGAAGAAGAAGAAGAACAAGACUACAACAUUAUCGUUCACGACAACGACACUAGGGUUCCAGACUCACUACAACUACAAUCAGAACCAGAAGUAACCAAUAACACCUUCACUGAACACAGAGUUUCGGUUUCGGAAAUCGUAGAAGAGGAACCGGAGAUAGUGCCAGAACCCGAAGCUGACGUGGCGGAAGAAGAAGAGGAAGACACACUGAAGGCGAUGAAGGACCACAUGGAUCUGGACUCCCAAACAAAGAAACCCUCCGGCGGCCGCGACUUGAAGGGCAGCUUCUGGUCCGCGGCUUCGGUAUUCAGCAAGAAGCUUCAGAAGUGGAGGCAGAAGCAGAAGAACAAGAAGCGCGAGCGAAACGGCGUCGUUGUGGGCUCCGGGACACUCUUGCCGGUUGAGAAACCGAUCUCGCGGCAAUUCCGCGAGACGCAGUCGGAGAUCGCCGACUACGGCUUUGGGCGGCGCUCCUGCGACACCGAUCCGCGGUUCUCGCUCGACGCCGCCCGAAUGUCGUUCGAUUUCGAGGAGCCGCGCGCUUCCUGGGACGGUUAUUUGAUGGCAAGAACGACGUCGUCGUUCGCCGCGGUUCCUCCGAGGAUGCCUACGAUGAUCGAAGACGUGCCGGCGCCGGCGACGGUUCAGGUUCUCAGAACCGAUUCUCUUAUCCCCGUGGAGGAGCCGGAAUAUGAGGACACUGUCACUCUCAAUCUCAAUCUUAAUCCUAAUCCUAAUCCUAACCUACCUGGUGGUUCUGCUCAGACCAAGGAGUAUUAUUCGGACUCUUCUUCGCGCAGAAGGAAGAGUCUUGAUCGGUCUAGUUCGAUUAGAAGGACUGCUGCUGCUGUUGUUGCUGAAAUGGACGAGUUGAAGGCUGUUGCAAAUGCUAGUGCUGGUGCUAAUGCUAAUGCAAGGGUUACUCCGGCUGCUUCUGCUGAUUAUGUCCAUAAUAAUCCUUUGAGGGACUCGAAUUUGAAUUCGAAUUUGAAUUCGAAUUCAAAUUCGAUGAGGGAUGAUGAGAAGGGGAGUUCUAAGAAGUCGUCGAGCCGGUGGAGCAAGGCGUGGAGUAUAUGGGGAUUGAUACACCGGAGGGGGAGUAAGGAGGAGGAUGGUGGAGGGAAUGGGAAUGGGAAUGGAGUGGAGAGGUCAUACUCGGAGUCGUGGCAGGAGUAUAGAGGAGGAGUAGGGGAGAGGAAUGGGGAUGUUAGGAGUGGUGGUUUUAAUCCCAAGUUGAUGAGGAGUAAUAGCAGUGUGAGUUGGAGGAACGGGCAGGGUAUGAUAGGUGGUGGUGGAGGGUUUGGGAAUGUGAGUAUGAGGAAGAGUGAUGUGCAAGGGAAUGGGCUUGGACUUGAACUUGGGGGUAGGAAGGGGAGGGACGAGUUUGUUGGGUUGGAGAGGAACCGUCGUGCGAGGUAUUCCUCGCCGAACAGCAUUGAUAACAAUGGUUUAUUGAGGCUCUAUUUGGGCAGCCGGAGAAACGGGUCUGGCAAAGGAAGGUCGAACCAGGCACAUUCUAUUGCCAGAAGCGUACUUCGAUUGUAUUAAAAAAAAUUGGAGGUGUUCUUUGGUCUGAUGAUUUAGUUAGUUAACUUACAUUUGGUGCAUUUGUUUGUGUAAAACCACACAUGCUACCUAUGUAUUCGGUUGGUUUACUUGGUUAAUUGGUUGGAGAUGGAUAAAAGAACCUGAAAUCCUGCAAUAUCUUUUUCUUUUUUACAGUCAAUAGCAUGGUUGGUUCUUUCUUCGGUUACUCUUAAUAAUAAACAAGAAUUUUAAUUUUUAGACAUA
Molecule: messenger RNA, 2599 nt
Organism: Glycine soja
Lineage: Eukaryota; Viridiplantae; Streptophyta; Magnoliopsida; Fabales; Fabaceae
Product: protein OCTOPUS-like
Exons: 1
Coding region: 293-2356 (687 amino acids)
Cellular component (GO): plasma membrane
Source: RefSeq, a predicted model, not a curated record